Molecule: messenger RNA, 3624 nt
Organism: Phragmites australis (common reed)
Lineage: Eukaryota; Viridiplantae; Streptophyta; Magnoliopsida; Poales; Poaceae
Product: protein PAT1 homolog 1-like
Exons: 5
Coding region: 407-2830 (807 amino acids)
Biological process (GO): deadenylation-dependent decapping of nuclear-transcribed mRNA; P-body assembly
Cellular component (GO): P-body
Molecular function (GO): RNA binding
Source: RefSeq, a predicted model, not a curated record
AAGCCAAAGUCCUCUCCUCUCUUAUCCCUACUUCUUUAGCAUCUCAUCUGCCACUGCUACUCUCUCUCUCUCUUCCGCUUGGCGUGCCUUGUAAUUUGAGACCCUAAUUCUCUCUCAAGAAAGAAAAAAAUCAUUUUGUCUUUAAGUUUUCAUCUUGUUUUCUUUCAGUCAUAAAUUCACCUACCGCGUCUAGUAUUUCGGAAAUAUUUUUUAUUUAAGGCAGGGAAGAGAGAGAGAGGGAGAAGUAAGCAGCAGCCGAGGCCGAGCUAUCUCUCCCUUCCCUUCCUUCACACAGCUCUCAGAUCCGAAGCCGGGAGAAAACCGCGCGAAGAAGCCCUAGCCCUAGAUGUGCGCCGCCGCUUUCUUCUGGCGCUGCUCCUACUGCUGCUUCUAGGGAUCUGCGGAGAUGCUGGGCGUCGAGGCGGCCGGCGGCCGCGGCGGCGCGUCCUCCUCCUCCGCCGCAGAGAAUUUUGAUGCUGGGCAGUACGCCUUCUUCGGGAAGGAGUCACCCGUGGGGCUCGACCUCGGUUGCUUGGAGGACGCCGGCGGCGAUGGCAAUGUCGGUGGAUUCAGUGGGCCAGAAGAGGGUCUGUACCGGCUCUCCUCUGUUGGAGAAGAGAUUGACAAUUUGAGUAACUUGUCUGACAUUGAUGAUCUUGCAAGCACUUUUGCUAAGUUGAACCGAAGCAUCAGUGGAACUCGGAAUCCUGGUGUUAUCGGGGACAGGCGAUCCAUUUCAAGAGGAAGUUCUUUAACUGUUGACUGGGCUGAGGAUGUAGACUAUCCAAACUGGGUAGAUCAGGACAUAUUAGAAAAUGAGGAAUUCCAGGAAAGUAAAAGAUGGUGGUCAUCACAUUCUUCAGUUCAGCAAGGGGAUUCCAGCUCCAAACCAUUAAGUCGAACAUCUUCCUACCCUCAGCAGCCACUGCAGCACCGCUUAAGUGAACCUAUUGUUUUACCAAAAACCUCUUCAUUUACCUCCUUCCCACCGCCAGGUGUUGGUAGAUCACCUUAUCCUGCUCAAGGCCUUACACGCCAUGGGAGCAUUCCAUCAACUGGUGCUGGGCUCCAAAUGGGUUCUCCGAGCAUGUCACUUUCUGGUUCCCUGUAUCAUAUGGCUGGACCAUCUCAUGGACUACCAUAUGGAGGAGGCAUGCCUUAUGGUGCUCUUAACCUGCCUGCAAACAAUCCAAUGCAAAACGAUUGGUCAAACCAAGCUAACCCUUUCACUGGGGAGCAUCUUAAUCUGCUGCCCAACUUAUUACAUAAACAAUUAUCACUUCCUAAUAGCCCAAUGUCAUCACUGCUAUUCUCUCAGCAGCAGCAGAGAUUGGCGCAGGUCCAAUCUUCCCAUCAGAAUUACCUAAAUUUACCGCCUCACCUAUUCUAUCCUCAUCACCCCCCAGAGAUAUCAGGCAGGUUUGAUUCUGUUAGCAGUGUUCCUUCAUCAAGAGACAAGAGAUCAAGGUCAGGGAGGGGAAAACACAACAUUCGCUUCUCUCAACCACAGUCUGAUACUGGUAGCCAGAAUGGUGAUAGUGGAGGCCUAAAGUUUAGAUCCAAGUACAUGUCAUCUGAAGAGAUUGAAUCUAUCCUGAAAAUGCAGCAUUCAGCAAGUCACAGCAGUGAUCCUUAUGCCGUCGAUUAUUACCAUCAAGCUUGUAUGGCAAAAAGGGGCGCCACUUCUAGGCAAAAGACCAACUUCUCCCCAGCAUCACUGAAAGACUUGCCUUCCAAGUCUCGAUCCAGCAGUGACCAGCACACAUAUCUUCUGGUUGAUGCUCUUGGGAAAGUUUCUUUCUCUUCCAUACGUAGGCCUCGGUCUCUUCUUGAAGCUGACAAAUCUUCAUCCGCUGAUGGCUCUCGUGAUCAGAAGACCAUUAUGAGGCCACUGGAGAAAGAACCAAUGCUGGCAGCAAGAGUCACCGUUGAAGACUCCCUCUGCCUUCUUCUUGAGGUGGAUGAUAUUGACCGGCUGUUGCAGUCUAGUCAGGCACAGGACAACAGUUUCCAACUGAAGCGAAGACGACAAGUCCUCCUUGAAGGUCUAGCUGCAUCACUUCAGCUUGUUGACCCUCUUGGGCCCAGCAAAUCUGGUCAUUCAUCUGGGUUAGCCCCGAAGGAUGAUAUUGUGUUUCUUCGUAUUGUCUCUCUUCCGAAAGGACGCAAGUUUUUGGCACGUUAUCUUCGACUUCUUGUCCCUGGCAGCGAAUUGACCCGGAUAGUAUGCAUGGCUAUUUUUCGCCAUCUGAGGUUCUUGUUUGGGGGUUUGCCAUCAGACUCUAGUGCAGCAGAAACGACAGUUGCUCUUGCAAAAACUGUUUCGUCUUGUGUGCAUCACAUGGAACUUGGUGCUCUUAGUGCUUGCCUUGCUGCUGUUGUUUGUUCAUCUGAACAACCCCCUCUCCGUCCUCUUGGUAGCUCUGCUGGUGAUGGGGCUUCUCUAAUCAUUAAAUCAGUACUGGAUCGAGCAACUGAGUUACUGACUGAUCAUCCUGCUGCAGCCAACUAUACUGUGCCAAACCGAACUCUCUGGCAGGCAUCAUUUGAUGCUUUCUUUGGGCUUCUAACAAAAUACUGUGUCAGUAAGUGUGAAAGUAUCCUGCAGAUGUUUGUAAUGCAAGCAUCAAGCUCAGUAAUUGGACCUGAAGCUUCCAAAGCUACUAGUAAGGAGAUGCCUGUUGAGCUACUUCGUGCAAGCCUUCCUCAUACAAAUAAACAGCAACGCCAGAUGCUGCUUGAUUUUGCUCAGAGAUCCAUGCCGGUAACUGGUUUCAACCCCCCUGGUGCUAGUGGUGGGCACGUCACUUCAGAAUCUGUCCCUGGUUGAUAUCACUGAAGGAGAGACCAAAAGGGCAAAGGAUCAAUGCUUUAGAACAUUGAUGCGAUUGUCUUCGGAUGGUAAUUCUUGUAUCUGAAGACAUGCAUGCCCAAUCAUAAGGUGCGAGCUUGGAGAAGUUCCACUGUCUCAGGAAAUUAGCCUUCACUUCAGGUUGUGACGUAAGUGUAGGUUUCAGAUUGAUCUCAUAGACCAACAAUCUCGGUUCCGUGGGUCAUUUAAUAUAGCACCCACCUGAUGAUUAUAACAGACUAUGCAUGUAUGCUAUACUGUUGUAACUCUGUGCAGUGUUGUGGUCACCUCGUUGGGGCAGUUUAGUUUUUAACAUUUGUAUGCUCCAGUGAAGAAGACCUUAGUGGGUGUAGUCUCUAACCAGUGAAGACCUUGGUGAGCUGGCUGCGAGCAGGCCCAUAAGCGCAUUUGCAUCACUAGCACUCUAGCUAGCUGUGGUUGUGGUUGUACAGGUUCGAUUCGAUUAUUAGGGCCUUCCUGUCUUUUAUUUUUUACGGGUGUGGAAGGUGCCCAGUAUCAAGUAUGAAGUGUGUGGUCUGGUCUUAGUGUCGUGUCUACUUCGGUACUUUUGUUAGGCUUCUGGAAAGAUAUUUUCUUCUAGUUAGCCUUCAGCCUUCUAAGGUUUCAGAAUAGUGCAUGAUCCAGAUGCCCACUGAUACUGUGUAGUGAAAUACUGGAAUUGGGGGUGUGCCAUUUCGACAUUUCUUCUGUUGGUGUCAUUGGACGAGUCUGCUCAUUUACUCUCAUUAUAUACUGGCAUUAAGCAAUUCUUA